UUUUCUCCCAUUCUCUCUUUCUCUUUCUCUUGUUUCUCCUGCAUUUUAUACUUGUUUGUGUGUUGAUGUUUCUUGUGUCUGAUGUUAAUGUUGAUCACCAGAUCUUCAUUAUGUACAAUAAACAUAUUAAUUCACCAAGUAGUUUCAUCUGUGAGCCUUUUUCUUUAAAUUUUCGUGAUCAAAAUGAUACAAAAUAAAAUAUUUUUCAAUCUCUACUUUUAAGGUAAGGUGACAUUCACUGUUGAAUUUGUUUACCUCUCGAUAUCUUCAUGUCCAAAGUAUCAACAGGGCAUCCUCAUCAUAGUCAUCACCACUUUCAACUGCAAAAGUCUUCUCAUCAACCAGAUACAAUUUCAUGCAAAAACGAGCCUUGUGUUAACAACUGGGAAGGCCAUUGGAUCAAAACAAAACUUCACACAGCCUAUUGUUCCAGCUGAGGUGGAUUGUAUUUUUUAGUCCAUUGAAAAUAGUCAACAAAACCAGAAUCUUCCUAAAAUAAUUCCAAGCCAACAUCAACUCAUUGGAAUAUUCCAAACCAUUUAUGUUUGAAUAGUAAAUAUUCAUAACCAAUGUUUAAUCCUCCUGUUAGUCGAUCUUUUGAUGACUCUGAAGCGCCAAAAACCUGUGGCAUUGUGCAAGCAUUUCCUCAGUGCUUGAAUAAUAUAUCCCGUUCUACACCAUCACAACACGCCAAUAAUAACCUGAACGGAAAUUCUAGCGCAUCAGAUGAACCAUCUAGACUAAAUUGUAUUCAGCGAGAAAUUGAAUGCUUAGCGCCUUCGUCAAAUCGUUAUUCGUCUUCCAAUUCACCGUCUAGCACUGUCAAUUCAUUAUUACCACCAUCAUCUUCAUCAUACAGUACCACAAACAACAUUAGUAACCACAACAGUUCAUUUAAAUGCGUUUCCCAGUCCUAUUCUCCACCACCUUCACCAACUCCAUUGCAUAAAAAUUCAAUUGGCACUUCGCCAAUCCCAUUAGCAUCAGGUCCAGAGGUUACCUCGGAUCCCAAUUGGCAGGCAACCAAGGCUAAUGUCCGUGAAAGAAAUGCUGCUAUGUUUAAUAAUGAUUUAAUGAGUGAUAUUACUUUCAUAGUUGGGCCCAAAGGUUGUCAACAGAAAAUACCAGCCCAUAAAUACGUUCUUGCCACAGGUAGUGCUGUCUUCUUUGCCAUGUUUUACGGUGGUUUGGCUGAGAAUAGGAAUGAAAUCGAGAUACCUGAUGUUGAACCAACUGCUUUUUUUGCACUUCUCAGGUACAUUUAUUGUGAUGAUAUCUGUUUGGAAGCAGAUUCGGUGUUGUUGACCCUCUAUGCUGCCAAAAAAUAUUUGGUUCCUCACUUGGCUCGUGCUUGCGUUGAAUACCUUGAAACAAGUAUAACUGCUCGAAAUGCCUGUGUACUCCUCAAUCAAUCAAGAUUAUUUGAAGAACCUGAUUUGAUGAAACAAUGUUGGGAAGUUAUUGAUGCUCAAGCUGAACUCGCCCUUUCUUCUGAGGGUUUUACCGAGAUUGACUUUUCAACCUUGGAAACUAUUUUGAAUCGAGAAACUCUCAAUGCUAAAGAAGCUUCCAUCUUUCACGCAACCCUUGACUGGGCUAAAAUGGAAUGUUCCCGACGAAAUAUUGAACCAACUCCGGGUAAUCAAAGAAAAAUAUUGGACAAGGCAAUCUUUCUGCUUCGUAUUCCGACCAUGACUAUUGAAGAGUUUGCCAAUGGACCAGCUCAAUCUGGAUUACUUAGUCUUCAAGAAACAACUGAUAUAUUCUUGUAUUAUACUGCUCGAAACAAGCCCAUCCUAUCUUUUCCCACAAAAAAGCGCCUAGGAUUGAAGGUUCAAAUUUGUCAUCGAUUCCAGUCAUCAGCUUAUCGUAAUAACCAAUGGAGAUAUCGAGGUCGAUGUGAUUCCAUACAAUUCACUGUUGACAGACGUAUUUUUAUCGUUGGUUUCGGUUUAUAUGGGUCAUCCAAUGCCUCGGCAGAUUAUAAAGUUAAAAUGGAACUGAAGAAGAUGGGAAAAGUUCUUGCAGAAGAUCAUACUAAAUUUUUCUCUGAUGGAUCGAGUAACACUUUUCGUGUCUACUUUCAACAUCCAAUUCAAGUUGAAGCAGAAACCUUUUACACUGCAUCAGUGGUCCUUGAUGGCAAUGAGUUGAGCUUUUUUGGUCAAGACGGAUUGAAUGAAGUUACUGUUGAUAAGGUUACAUUCAAUUUUCAUGUUUCAUCAGACAGCACCAAUGGAACUAAUGUUCAUGGAGGACAAAUCCCUGAAUUGUUAUUCUAUGGAGCUAGAGAUUGAUGAUUCUAAUAAAGUCAUUGAUGACACGUUACUUUCUUAUCUUGUCAAAAAAUGAUUCAGCCAAACUGUGCUGCUAUCCCCGAUUUCAUGCAUUUGAUCAUUCUAAUCAUCAUUACCCUUCAUUGUCUCUUCAUCCUGAAUGUGUUCUCAAUUUUGUAAAUUAUUCUGUGAUCUGUUUUACUUUCCACGGUUCUAUUCAAACUGUUUAAUCAAAUAACUUAUUUUAAUUCAAUAUUGUUUCCAAUUUACAACCUUUUAUAUCAAUUGUCCUUUUAUUCUGAUUUCCCUUCAAAUACCUCUUAUGAUCAGACUGUGUACAAUACUUCAAUAUCAUUGCACUCAAUUGUAAAUUAAAAUUACUCAAUGGAUACAAAGUCAUUUGAUUUCAAUUUCAAGUUUAAUCAACUUAACAGUGUUUUCUUAACCUUCAAAAGCCUUGUCAAUGUAAACUGUAAAUUGCUUUAAAUUUUUUGACACCAGUAAAUUGUAAAAUCACAGUGUUAUAAUAAAUUCUGUGGGAAAAA
Molecule: messenger RNA, 2821 nt
Organism: Tetranychus urticae (two-spotted spider mite)
Lineage: Eukaryota; Metazoa; Arthropoda; Arachnida; Trombidiformes; Tetranychidae
Source: RefSeq, a predicted model, not a curated record